GGUAUCUUUCUGGUGGAAACGCAAAUUUUGCUCUCACUAAAAAUUCCGCCGCGACCGAAGAAACGACGGAUUAGUGUCGAAUUUUUUACGGAAGUUGAUGUUUCCCGCAAAACAUUUUAAGAUAUUGCAACAAAUAAAACGUAUGAACAUUCCCCAACUUGGUCGUCGGGCGUGCGUGGGUGGCACAUGAAUAAAUCGUUUCUGUGGCCAAUUAAACAAUCAAACAAGAGCCAAGUGAAAUCAAAUACAGUGACAAAAACAUAAGAAAGCCCAGCGAGUCCGGGGUUUUGUGGCCUUUUUGCUGCUGCUCGUAGCGACAACGUUGCUGCCCACAAAACGGGAAUUUUGUGUGAACAUUGUUCGUGUUUCGUCUCUUUCGAAAUACAAGGCGGCCUUUCGUGCUGAGGACUGACUUUUAGUGGGGCCUGAUAAUGCGGUUGGGAGCCCAGCAGUAGCGCCACCAUACCACCACACCACCAACACCACCCACCGGCAACCCUAAGAAUGGCAGGCAUGUAAGCAUCCAGAAAAAAGGGAAAAACACUGAUAAGGAAAUUGAAAAAUAGUAAACAAAAAAGAGAGGAAACUAAAAGCAAAGCUAACUAAAAAAAACUCACCAAAGAACACAGAGAGAUAAAGAAAAGUUUCUGCGGAAAACAAGAAGAACGGAGGCAUCCUUAGAGCAAAAAUCCGAGUACCCAGAGGUAUCCAGAGGCGGUGCCUGGCAGCCGCCCGAAAGGCUUUCCAUCUUCAUCCAUUCGGAGACGCAGCAGUGAACGGCCACGGAUUAUUGGAAGGGAACUGAAUGACACUACUCGGGCCUAGCGCCCCUGGCAUGGCCUUUAUGAUGAAAAAGAAGAAGUACAAGUUCAAUGUGGAAGUGCAGCUGCAGGAUUUAGUCGAGGUGGCCCUCGUCAAUGAGGUGCUCUUCGCCAAGAUACGUCUACUGGAUGGCGGUUCAUUUCAGGAGUACAGCAGUCGAGAGGAGGUGAUAAACCAUCGCGUGGAAUGGAACCGCAGCUUCGAGUUUCCCUGCAAAAUGAGCGCGAAUGCCUCGACGGGCGUGCUGGAUCCCUGCCUGAUGCGCAUCUCCAUUCGAAAGGAAAUACGGGGCGGUCGCAGUUACUAUAAGCUAGGUUUUAUCGACCUCAAUCUUGCCGAAUUUGCCGGCGCCGGCCUCACAUCGCGUCGCUUCCUCCUCGAGGGCUAUGACUCGCGGCAUCGUCUCGACAACUCCAUGCUGAGAGUAAGCAUCAAAAUGCACAUGCUAAGCGGUGAUAUACUCUUCAAGGCACCCACACCGAGUCUGAAGAGCAAACAGACGAAGCCCUCCAUGGACGAUCUGACGAAUGCCGCCACCGGAGUGGGUCUGCAAACGCCAACGGCCACGGCGUUGCCCAGCAUCGGCAGUGGGAGCGGAGGCAAUGCCAUUCCCCUGGGCGGCAGUGGUGCCACACUGGGAGGCGUCUCCAGCAACCAGUCGCUGCCGGGAACGCGACCCGUUUCAUCCACAAAGGAGGAGGAUCUCGACCCACAGUCUCUGAUUGCGGCCGUCGUGACGGACUCUGGCCUGUCGGAGUCCUCGGAGUCGGCGGUGACGCUUACCACGGAUAAUCUGCAGCAGCAUGCCGCCGCCUCUGCCUCAAAUGCCAUCACACCGCUGCCCCACGCCCUCAGCGGCCUGGGGAUCAUUGGUAGCAAUAAUUAUGGCACCACAGGAGUCUCGGGAGUGGGCGGCGUCGGCGGCAACGCGGUCAACACCGCCGCCCUCAUGGAAAUGGGUCAUUCGAGGAAUUCCAGUAAUACUAGUCAAAUGUCAAAGGGUUCGGGUUAUAGUAGUUUUUCGCACAGUCAACAUUCGAGGCAAAGUUCCGAGGGCGACUCGGGGCACGCUAGUCGUUUUAGAAAAUCCGUUUCUCUACUCAAUAGACUCAAUCAGAGGGCAGUAAAUGCCAUGAAAUUGAAUAUACCACAAUGUCGGAAAGGUCACGAAAAGGAGCGGCAGCAGAAGGACCAACAGCCACCAGUGGUUGGCCUUGUGCCCCCGGCGAGCCACCACCAUCACACAACACACCUGAGCCUCACCACCACCAUUGAGUAUGUGAGCGAGGAGCAGCUGUACUCGACGCCGAAUGCCACUAUGAACACGGGGAAUACCCUGCAGCUGGAGGACUUUCACACGCCGAUGGCGGAGAUACCUGUGGAGCCACAGUUCCACUCGGCAGCACCCACCACACAUACCACACAGUAUUACGACAGCGGAGAGGCCAGCGACACGGACGAGUACAUGAACGAGGACUCGGGGGACAAUGAUUCGGGGCUGGAGGAGAACUACCACACACCGCGGGUGGCCAAAAUCAAGUCCAUGGAGAAUCUGUCGAUACUGGAAAUGGAGUUCCACAAGGCCUCCAUGGAGCUGGAUCGGAACUCGCCGCGACGGCUCAAGCAGCUGGCCGAGCACGCCAAGAUACCCAAGAUGAAGUCGCUAAAUAAUCUCUGCUUCGACGACUACUCGGAGCAGGAUGUCCGCGAGGAGUUCCAGCGCAUCCACGACCAGUCGAUGGAGGAGCGACUGCGCUUCCAGCAGCAUCACCACUUCGGCCCGGGGCUGCGCAAGAACUCCACCACCUCGAAUGGCUCCUCGGGGAAGCUGUACGUGAAGCACCAGACCCACCAGAGCCAUCACAUAAAGGUGGGCAACGCCAAGUUCAUCGGACAAGAUGGCUACGACAGUCCGCAGAGUCCGCAUUAUCCCAUACAGAAGAUGCGAUCGAUGGGCACCAUUCCGGAUGUUGUGAGCGAGCGCAUCGAAGCGGAUCCCUUCCUCACGCCCACCACCGAACGGAAGCCAACUUUCCCGCGCUUGAUACAGUCGGCCGAGAAGCCAGCCCUGGGCUAUGUGAAUCGGCUGCUCAACUACGACGUGGUGGAUUCCCCAGCGGAACUGUUGGCCAACUCCGUGUCCUUUAUGUCGCGCACACCCUUCGAGCGAGCCUAUCGGCGUAACAUCCUGCAGGGCACUUCCUCGACCCCACUGGCCACGCAGGAGACCUACAUCGUUCGGCCACAUUCCACGAAUGCUGCCUACGAGCUAAUGAGAAGCUUCAGUGGAGUUCCUCGUCGCCUCUUCGACGGCAACAACAGCAACAGCAGCGGCGGCAACAAUUGCCAGAACAGCAACAACAUUGCCACCGGUUCGGGGAGUGGCAGCACCAGGCAGCAGCAGCAGCAGCAGGCAGGAGGAGGAGCCAAUACCACCAGUUGCUAUGUCCUGGGAUCCAGUUGUUCUCCGUGCGGCACCCUCGCGAGCAUACACUCGAAUCACUCGGCCUCCUCGUCGAACGGAAGCAACAGCAACAGCAGCAGCAGCGGGGCAGUCAUCACCUUCCAGUGCAACUCGAGCUGCGGCCAGGACACUGUGGACGGCCCGGCCUCCUACUCCCCCCAGCAGCAGCACCAGCAGCAACAGAUGAGCGUGGGAUCCCCCAAUGGGCAUGGCAGCAGUCCCCGUCUGGGCAACGUCAUGUCGGCGGAUGCCCUCAGUUCGCUGGCCGCCAGUCCCACAGACGCGUGCAGCAUACGCUCCAAUCCGUCAGCGGCCUCCCUGCUGCUGUCCACCUCCGCGGCGGCUGCCGAGGCGUCCGCCAUGUCCUCGGCCACCACGAUGUCCAUGUCGGGAGCAACGCUAUCGCCGCUGGCCACCACACAGAUCAUACGCCGCCCCAGCAUCACCAUGAUGAAUCCCAGUUCCGGCUCGUUAGUUAUAAGUGAAACAGGAUCUCUAGAUCGCUCGAAAAGUAGCGGCGAGAAGCGCAAGAAGGGGGCUCUGGACGAUGGACCCCGCGUUUCGGAUCGUGUGGAGGAGACGCGCGUCAAUCCCGACUCAUUAAUCGAUGAGAUAUUGAAGGAUACGAAACUGGAUCAGCUGGAGGAGUCGGCAGAGACCUCCGGCCUUCAGCUGUAUAUCGCGCGGGACGGCACCGCCUCACUGGGCGGACACGAGGUGAAGUCCAGUGUCCGGGCGGGCGCCCUCAAGCAGGUGGUCAUGCAGGAUAGAAGAUAGUAGCGUCCCUGUUUUGUAAAAUGUAUUAGAAGACUAACUAAGCAAGCAGAAAGUAAAGUAAAGUAAAGCAUGACUAAAUGUACUAGUUUAAGGUGUGUGCAAAAUACGUUUACUUGCAACCUAAAAGUGAGAAUAAUAUAUAUACAAUAUAUACGCUAUACACGCUAUGUAUGGGCGAGUAUGUGGGUAUAUGAUGUCGAAACACUACACUACUAUUGAAUGUAAUUAUCUAUAGCUACUAUAUCUAGUAUAUGUGUCUGUGUAUGCCCAUAUAUACGAUUCGAUAUACGAUACACGAUACGGUACGGUACGAGUGGAGUGUCCAGCCCACACACACGUUUCGAAAUGUUGUGGCAGAAUUAGGAAAACCAAAAAUCAAAUGAAAUACCACAGCUGCUUGCACCUUACAUAUACAUAUAUAUUACAUACGAGUAUAUGCAUGCAGAAUUAUUCACGUAGCGGAGAGAUCCAGAAUCCAACUAAUUCAUUUGCUAAGUUAUGAAUUCAACUUUUGAUUUAUUGCUUCCAUAAGAGACAUCCAGUCUCGAUAUAAGAGUAUAUUCAAAUGCAAAACAACUAAAAUCGUAAUCCGCUAAAACAUACUACAUGCCAUACACACGUCUACAUACAAUAAUAUUGAAAUACCUUCAAAGUGUAAUCCCAAAUUGUAAUAAUCAAUCAUCGAAUCAAACAAAAUGAUAGAAGUUUCCAUACGUGAAAUGUUUCACUAAAUUAAUUUGCAUUUUGUUUU
Drosophila pseudoobscura is the source of this 4814-nucleotide messenger RNA. RefSeq names its product protein FAM102A. Bases 806 to 4063 code for a protein of 1085 amino acids. The record is from RefSeq and is a predicted model, not a curated record. The transcript is spliced from 12 exons. Lineage: Eukaryota; Metazoa; Arthropoda; Insecta; Diptera; Drosophilidae.